UACUGUCAUAAUCUACGAAAGUACCUGUUUUGACUUUUUUAAUUUCAUUGUUUUAUUUAACUCAAUUUCACGUGUAGUAAACCAAUUAAUUUUUUUACUAAAUUAGCAUUUGUGGCAAUUAAUCGUAUUGUAAUAUGGAGAAGGACAUUAUGGCCGGCUGUUGCAAAGAUUUUUUAUCAGCCAGAAGUAAGUUACAAGAAAAUCGCUUGAGAUGGCAACCCGUUUUACCGCGAGUUUUCAACUCUCCACUACGCCCAGUUCCUGACACUUCUGUAGAACCCCUGGGAUCCUAUUCGGAAUCUGAGGUUCUCAAACAAUUGUUUCCCCAAACUUCUAACCAAAACUAUCUUUUCCUUGAAUCCGAUGUUAAAAAUUCAGUAAAUACGGAUUCAAAAUUAUCAUGUUUGCGUGUUGGUGUUGUACUGAGUGGUGGACAAGCUGCUGGGGGACAUAAUGUUAUUGUGGGGUUGUUUGAUUAUGUGAAGAAAUUGAACCCAAACUCCAAAUUAUUUGGCUUUCUUGAUGGCCCUCAAGGUAUAUAUUUAGGAAAUUAUAUAGAACUUACAUCCGAUAAAGUUGAGCAAUAUAGAAACCAAGGGGGUUUUGAUAUGAUUUGCUCUGGUCGUCAUAAAAUUCAUACAGAUCAGCAGAAAGAAGAUGCCUUAAAAGUUUGCACAAGUCUUUCGCUUGAUGGUGUUGUUAUAAUAGGUGGAGAUGACUCUAACACCAAUGCUGCAAUUUUAGCGGAAUUUUUUAAACAAAAAGGAUCAUCCAUUUGUGUCAUCGGUUGUCCUAAAACUAUUGAUGGUGAUCUUAAAAACAAAUUUGUUGAAACAUCUUUUGGAUUUGAUACUGCCGUCAAAACCUACUCGGACUUGAUUGGCAAUUUAUCAAGCCAUGUUUUAUCUACUCAAAAAGGUUAUAUGUUUAUUCGUUUAAUGGGUCGAUCAGCGUCCAACAUAACCUUAGAGUGUGCUUUACAAACACGACCAAACCUUUGUUUCAUUGGCGAAGAAGUUUCAAAAGACCAACGUUCGUUGCAAUCGUUAGUUGAUGAAAUCACGGAUCUUAUUUUAAGAAGAGAAAAGGAGAAUAAACAUUUUGGAAUUAUUUUGCUUCCCGAAGGUUUGAUUGAAUUUAUACCAGAAAUUGGAAUACUUAUUCAAGAAAUUAAUGACAUACUGGCACGCACGGAAUUUCAGUUUGAAAAACUUUCCGAAAACAGCCAAAGAGUUUUCAAAAGUAUACCAGAUUGUAUUCAAAAUCAACUACUUUUAGAUAGAGACGCGCACGGAAAUGUUCAAGUUUCACGUAUUGCCACAGAAUCCUUGCUUAUUAUGAUGGUACAAAGCAAAAUGAAGGCUGAAAAUGUUGGUACUGCUAUACCUAUGAAAGGCUAUUUUUUCGGAUAUGAGGGACGAUGUGCAUUACCAACAUUGUUUGAUGCAACAUACUGCUACGCAUUAGGCCAUACAGCCGGAGUUCUUCUUACAUACAAACUGACAGGUUACAUGGCGGUAGUUCAAAAAUUGCAUUUACCGCCACAGGAAUGGGUAGCUGCCGGUUGUCCACUUCAAUGGAUGAUGACUAUAGAGAAGCGCCACGGUGAACUCGUUCCAGUUAUUAAAAAAUACCUUGUUGAAGUCAAUAAGCCUUUAUUUGGGCUUUUUAUUUCUGUUAGGGAGGCAUGGAAGUGGGGUGAUUUCUAUCGCCAUCCUGGACCGAUUCAGUACGAAAACUCACCUAAUCUGACUUUAAAUUAUACAAUCAUACCACCGAAAUACGAAGACUUACUUCCGUCAACAAAAGAAAAUAUAUCAGCACAAUGCAAUGCUUUAAAAACAUUUUCUGGCUUGUCACCUCUGGCUAAACAACGGGUUGUCGCAACAAUUAGCGUACCUUCUAUUCUGACUAAUCUUAAAACAAAAGCAGUUCACAAUUUAUGUGAUACUAGUCAGAAAACGUCGGAUAACAGAAUGAUUUUUGAAGCUUUCCCAAUACAGUCACAACAGCAUGGAAUGUGUCACUAUGAGGUUGUUGCAUUACCUAAAGAAACUGAAGUUGCUGAGGAAGUUAAAUCUGUUAUAGGAGCUUUACGUGUAGGGGUUGUACAUAUUGGUAACCCUGUUACAGGAACAUCUAAUGUUUUGCAUGGAUUGUUCCGAAGACUGCAGCUGAUACAGCGAACGUCGACAACUAGCAGUGUAGUUUUACCUUGUGAAAAUUUCUCAUUGAUUGGCUUUAAAGGAAGUUACGGUUUAGUGAAUAAGAUAUAUGUAGAAAUUACUCAAAGCGACUUAGCUUUGUUUCAAAACUAUGCAGGAUUUGAAAUGUUAGGAACGUCAGUAGAAUACGAUUCUUGUUUGAACGAAUCCAAGCAAUUAGAAGAAGUAUUAAAGACAUGUCUUAAUCUUAAAUUGAAUGGUCUUGUUUUUAUAGGAGAUCAUACAGCCAUCACUAGUGCGGCUAUAAUUGCAGAGUACUUGUUAGAGCAUCAGUGUAGUACUUUAGUAGUUGCUGUUCCAGCAUCUUAUGAAAACAGUUUAUUGCAGACAGGUAUAGAGGCCUGUGUUGGAUACAAUUCUGCCUGUAAGUGUUAUAGUUCUAUCUUGGGAAAUAUUUUGACCGAUGCAGCAUCAGCCAAAAAAUAUUGGUAUAUAGUACGUUUAAUGGGUCACACCACUUCUUUUAGUGUUGUCGAUGUUGCCUUUGAAACGCACUUAAAUUUAAGUAUAGUUGGGGAAAAGUAUAGUUCUAAACCACAAGCCUUUGCUAGUAUAAUUGGGGAUGUAACAGAUGCAGUUGUUUACCGUGCUGAGCAAAAAAAGAAUUUUGGUGUUAUGUUAUUUUCCGAUGCAUUGUUCAAUCAAAUUCCUGAGCUUUCCCAACUAAUUUCAGAUGUCAAUGCGUUUUUGAAAGAAUUAACUGUUGAACAAUUUACUCAAAUAAAAACGUACUUUAAAUCAAAAUAUGGAAGCAACUUACUAAACUUUUCUGAAACGUCGUUUUUCUCUAAAUCGUCGAUUCAAUUACUUAGUUAUUUCCCUUUGUUUUUCCAUGAAGAGCUUAUAAGCAACAAAAAGGUUAUUGUUUCUGAGCUUUCUAUUGAGUUACUUAUAAGUUCAUUGGUAGAAAGUGAACUUCUCAAAAGAAAAAAUAUGAAUCGUUAUACUGGGACCUUCACGCCUAUAAGUUAUAUUGUUGGUAAUCAGGGUACUGUUCCAAUGCCUUCCGAGUUUGACUGUCAUGUUGGUCUUGCUUAUGGAUACUUGUCAUGUAUUGCUAUUGAGUCUAAGCUUACGGGAUACGUAUGUUCAAUUAGCAAUAUAAGAAGUCUUCCUUCAUCUUGGAAAAUGAGUUUAAUACCGUUUCUCCGCUUAGAAAAUAUUAGAUCGCAACCUUGCGCUGAUUUAGAAUCACGCAAAACCCCUGUUUUCGGUCCAUCACAAAUCGAUCUACAAGGACCAACCUUUAUGUCAUUGCGUCACGCGGAAAAAGAGUGGAUGUUGAUCGAUAGAUUUUGUAAUCCAGGACCAACUCAGUUUACGACUACAUCAAACAUAUCUUAUAACCAAACAUCUUUUUAAUUUAUUUUUUUCAAAGAAGUUACCGGAAUUCAAUUAUGAAAAAGCCGUUCAAUAGAAAAACAUUAGACUUUUAUUUUGUUUUCAUGGAUUCGUAGAAUUAAUUCAUUUAAAUAUUGAUUGAAGUUACAUUUUGCUCUAAAGUAUAAUUAGAAAUUUAAAAAUAAUUCUUACUAGCUUUAAAGAAUUCUAUUGCAUAAAAAAUGAACCCUUGUUAAGCGGAAUAUAUUGUCUUCUCGAAUUCUGUAAUGAUUCAAUCCAGGUUAUUUGAUAUUUUAUUCAUUAGCACCAAUUUUUGUAUCAUUUUUCUUUUAAAGCUAGUUUAUUAAAAAUUUACAUAACACAAGAUUUAUAUGACUA
Molecule: messenger RNA, 3944 nt
Organism: Hylaeus volcanicus
Lineage: Eukaryota; Metazoa; Arthropoda; Insecta; Hymenoptera; Colletidae
Exons: 3
Coding region: 135-3587 (1150 amino acids)
Biological process (GO): fructose 6-phosphate metabolic process; glycolytic process; response to glucose
Cellular component (GO): cytosol
Molecular function (GO): ATP binding; 6-phosphofructokinase activity; diphosphate-fructose-6-phosphate 1-phosphotransferase activity
Source: RefSeq, a predicted model, not a curated record